Messenger RNA from Plasmodium reichenowi, 393 nucleotides. RefSeq lists its product as hypothetical. Bases 1 to 393 code for a protein of 130 amino acids. NCBI's taxonomy places the organism in Eukaryota, Apicomplexa, Aconoidasida, Haemosporida, Plasmodiidae. The record is from RefSeq and is a predicted model, not a curated record. The transcript has 2 exons.
AUGUUAAAUCUCAUUCCCAAAAGAAUCGUAUCAACAUCCUUACUCUUUGGAAAAAGACCAAUCCAAAGGAUUCGAGUUGGUGAAAAUAAAGAUGUUUUAGAAUUAAGUUUAAGCGAUGUAAAUUCAAUUUAUGACGAUAUUGAUGAAAGUGUUGAGCUACAUAAUAAGGAUUAUAACCCUUUGAAAUAUAAUAAGUACAUAAAAUAUAAAAUGUCAGCUUUAAAUUUAAUUGAUGCUUAUAAAAGUGAGCAGAACCAAAAAACGGCAUUAACGAAUAUAAAAUGGUAUGCAAAAAUUAAGGAUUAUUUUUUUAUUAAAUUUUAUAAAAAUCAAGUGGAAUUAAAGGAAAAAAUGGUACCAAAAUUUUUUUAUCCAAUUAAUAAAUCUUUAUAA